Messenger RNA from Aaosphaeria arxii CBS 175.79, 2944 nucleotides. RefSeq lists its product as uncharacterized. Bases 406 to 2508 code for a protein of 700 amino acids. Lineage: Eukaryota; Fungi; Ascomycota; Dothideomycetes; Pleosporales. The record is from RefSeq and is a predicted model, not a curated record. Gene Ontology annotation, cellular component: membrane. The transcript has a single exon.
GCCAUCAUCCUACAGGUACGGUACUCGUAUCUAUCUGGUCUGUUCUGUUCUGCUCUGAUCACGUCUCAUUUUCUCUACAUCCAAACCCCCACGACCACUUCAUCACGCUUGUGCGCAUCUAUACACUCACACAUACUCCGUGCUUGCAGACAAAUACUUCAACUGUCUGGAAGGUGAAAAGAUAUGGACCAUCGAUAGACCCGGGAUCUCGCCCUUCCGAUUCCGAACUUGAAGCUUUCCGUGACGUUCCACCAUCCCCCGGCCGCUGUCCGUCACCUGUCGUCUGUCUCGACAGGCCGCGACGACUUAUUAGGCAUCACUCGAUAGAAGAUCCGUCGUCGCCUCAGCUACCUUUUACAGUAGAGUCGCACUGCAGUCUGCGUCUCGUUGAUCUUCGCCAUCGCAAUGGCAUCCACUACCGCGGGUUCAACCGCAUUCUUCGUCCUAUCUCUCCUCACCGUCUGCACACUCGUCCUGUUGCUUCUCCGAUACUACCUCCCGCUUCGCUCGACACCCGCAUACGUAACCGUACCCGUCUUCCUAGCGAUCGCGCUGCCUGCCAGCAUCGUCCUGCUCGUCCCAAUCGACCUCGCAAGUAGCGCCGGAACCGACACAGACGGAACCAGAGGCGUGACUCUCUCAGAUAAGGUCGUCUUUAAAUCAUGGAGGGUAACGUACUGGCUCACGUUUUCUCUGACGUGGAUCAUACUGCCCUACCUGGGAGAAUACUGCGACUCAGGAUAUAGGGAGCCGAAGGCCCGCUUGCUGUAUGCAGUCCGGAGUAAUGGACGAUUCCAGCUCAUGCAGCUCGGCUUGGGGAUCGUCGGAGCGGUAUAUUUCUUCUGGGAGAAUGGAUUCCACUUCGAAACACUCAAGGGCCUGGUCAUGGCAUUGGCCUAUUUGUGGGGUUUGGUGCUGGCCAUUUACCUCAUGGGACACGGACUGGUCGCAUUCCCAAGGACGCUAUAUCGACAUGCGAGCAUCAGCGAAAGAUUGAAGAGGCUACAAAGCCAUGCGCCAAAACUACACGAUAAGUUGACCGAGUCGCUGGACAGGCUCGAUGAAUACGAGGCGCAAGUGGUGCAGUUAAAACAAAGGAAGAACGGAAUCACACGAGAGUUCAAAGAGUGGAUAGACGAGCUGGGAGAGGGAGGAAACGUGCAGGAGAGCAGGGCGGGUAGGAGCAGUGCCGCCGUCGUACCACCCGUCGUCACGGAGAGAUAUCUUGCCGAGUUGACGAGGAAAUUGAAGAGAGCAAGACACGCAAAGGUCAGAUUUCUGAACGAAUGGGACGAAUUGGUUGGGAAAGCCAUCAAGACGCAGGCCAUCCUCGACUCGAAAGCAUCCAAACGACUCGAGUUCAAGAACACGGUAUACGACGCUCCGCGAUCCGGACUCCUGUCUCGAUAUACCAUCUUAACACCAUACACGCGAUAUCACUACCAUGUACAUGUUCUCCCCGCCCUUUACUAUCUCGCCUCCUUCAUCACAUCACUGGCUUCAAUCUGCAUAGUGUGGUCCGAGUGUGUGAAGUUCUUCGAGCAGCCCAAGCUCUGCCUUGUGGGCUUGACCGUCAUCCAUCACCCGUCGUCGUCUCGAGGCCAGAUCGGCUUCGCCGGUCAACUGAUUGCCGCAGCAUGGAUCUGUUACAUGUGCAUCUGUGCCUUCUUCUCCCUCACUGAGGUCAAGAUCUGGGGUAAUCGCGCCCUAGUCAAACGCCAUACCUACCAGGAGUCCGCAACAUGGUACGGCCUACAAGUCGCCAAACUCACCGUGCCUCUUGCCUACAACUUCGUCACCUUCACGCCGCCCACGAUCUACAAAGACACCAGUUUUCACAAGUUCUUGGGCAAGUACAUUGUCCUCACGCCACUGGGCGAGGGCUUCUCAAGCUAUUUCCCCGUGUUCAUCCUGAUCCCAGUCUUCGCGAGCGGGUUCGGUCUCUAUGGCCGCAUCAAGAAUGUCUGCGGCUUCGGCGACCUCCUAGAGGACGAAGACGAUAGCGAAGGUGCCGUCUUCGGCACGGGAAGCUGGCGUGAGGGUAGGGCGCUCAUCGAGCGGGAGAUCCAAGGCGCGAGCGGCAACGCUCUAGGCCUGUUCUCACGUUCUGCCGCCACCGCAGGCGCAACGGGCACCACGACAUCCCCGCCGAAUGAACGCUACACCGACGACCCCUCCACAUCCUCAUCAGCAUCCAACGCACCAACCUCCACCACAACAAAUACCAGGUCCUCAGCACCCUCGCGAACCCUUCUCGCAGACCGAGAACGCCGCCGUCCACGCGCCAUUCCCGACGAUGACGACUCCGGGAACUUCUUCACCGACUUCGCAGAUCGCGUGAAGAACACGUUUGACUCCACAGACUUCACCUUUACGCGUCCAAAAUGGAUGGGCGGAGAUGACGACGACGAAGCCGGUCAAAGCAGCAGCACUGGCGGAAGAGAUAGGACGGAGGGGUGGAUGAAUCUUUUUGGUGGCAGAGCCGAGGAGGGAAGAGUCAGGCUGUAGUGACUUGAUUGAUUCCCAUUGUCUGUUUAAUCUGCCUCGGGCCGUAUGGCUCAAUCCGCGGUGAGAGAAAGAAAGUAACAGUAACAGUACUUCGAGUGUUUGUCCUGCAUGGCGUGGGCGUUCUUCCCCCUUUCUUUUCCUUCCUUUACUACCACUUUCGACAUGCAUAGAAUCGGAAAUUCAUGUUGGAAUCAGACAACCCAACUCACAACUAAUAUCACUCUUCUUUCUAUGUCACAACAGGGCUCGGGCAUCCCUUUCUUUCAUGACUGACUGCCCGAUUCUCUAUCUCUUUUUUGGUUCCUUUUUCCACGUUCGCUAUCAGGCGUAUGGGUGGAUUAUGGAUAGAUGGGGUUGAUAGAUAAGAUAUAAUGUACGUAUAGGUUUAAUUGUAAUAGUAAUAAAUCAUCUAAGAUGAAUCAAAACAUGUAUAGCG